AUGGGGUUAGGUUUCGCGAAGCUAUUUAGCCAGAUUUUUGCCAAGAAGGAGAUGCGAAUUCUGAUGGUUGGUCUUGACGCUGCUGGUAAAACCACUAUCUUGUACAAGCUCAAGCUUGGAGAAAUUGUCACCACCAUCCCCACUAUUGGUUUCAAUGUGGAAACUGUGGAAUACAAGAACAUCAGUUUCACUGUCUGGGAUGUUGGUGGUCAGGACAAGAUCCGUCCCUUGUGGAAGUACUAUUUUCAGAACACUCAGGGUCUUAUCUUUGUUGUGGACAGUAACGACCGAGACAGAGUUUUUGAGGCUAAAGAUGAACUUCACAGGAUCCUCAAUGAGGAUGAUCUGCGUGAUGCUGUGUUGCUUGUGUUUGCCAACAAGCAAGAUCUUCCAAACGCCAUGAAUGCAGCUGAGAUCACAGAUAAGCUUGGCCUUCACUCCAUGCGUCAGCGUCACUGGUACAUUCAGAGCACAUGCGCCACUUCAGGUGUAGGUCUCUACGAAGGUCUAGAGUGGCUAUCAAACAACAUCUCCAGCAAGGCCUGA
Molecule: messenger RNA, 546 nt
Organism: Microthlaspi erraticum
Lineage: Eukaryota; Viridiplantae; Streptophyta; Magnoliopsida; Brassicales; Brassicaceae
Source: the annotation of a GenBank genome assembly